AUUUCUACUUGAGUCAAAGACACACUAAAAUGUAUGAUCCAGAUGUCAUGAUACAACCUGGUCAACCACGUCCAAGUAUUAUCAGUAGUAGUGGUCCGAUGCACUUUCCGAGUACAGUUCUACCAGAUUAUCAACGUCCUUCAUCUUUUGUGUAUAAAAGUCCAUCACAGAGUAAACCACCACCACCUAGCUAUCCUGGAGAGUCAAAUGAUUCAGCAGAUGUUGGAAAGCGUCCUCCUCUUUAUCCGAAUUUAAAUCAAGAUGGAUAUCUCAAUAAUAAUAAUAAUAAUUUUACAAAUGAGACUCCGCUGAAACAAUCGGCCUCCAUUGGUGGUGGUGAUGUUGGCGGUUCAGUGAAUGCUGCGGUGAAUUUAAGUCCUGUGGUGGAUAAAAGAAAUUCAGCCAGAUUUUCACAAGGACUGCAAUCGCCUAGUUGGACAGAUCAUCAUUACUACAAUACGCAUCAUUUCAAUUCGGAUGGAUUACCAACCUUCAAUUAUUCUGCAUAUUACCAUCAUCACCAAGAACAGCCUAUCAUAGACGAAACACACAUCAAUCAUUCAUUCCAUAUUGAUCCGUUAGGAGCAACACCAUCAUUUUCUACAACGUCUACAGGUAAUUCUGUUUCUUCAUCGUCAGUUGGGGCCGCUAACGCCGCCGCCACUGCUGCUGCGUUCACUUCCCGUUCCAGACUCAAAUCAAUCGCAUUCAUCUCACAGAUAAGCGCCUUCGGUCUAAAGAAUAAACGACGCUUUUCACAUUUAACACAAAAGUCAAUAAAAGUGAAAGAUAAAGUUCUCAGUAGUUCUAAAACAACAACAACAACAGCAACAGUAACAAGUAGAAAUAGUCAUCAUGGGAAAGGGAAACACUCCAGCGAUGGUCAAUCGAAUCCAUUAUCAGUAGCGGAAAUUUAUGGCAAUGAAUAUGAAGGCUAUUAUAAUGCUAAUAUGCAAUCAGAUAAUUUGGAUUUCAAUACAAUGGAAUCAUUGGAUAAUGAUUACUUUCUGUACAGUUUACAAGCAGCUAUAUUCCAUGGUCUUAUACCUUCCAGCCAAUCAAAUAACAAUAACAAUAAUAAUAAUAAUAGUAACAAUAACCAGUAUACUUUCCAUGAUACAGACAAAUUCCAAUUCCCAUAUACAAGAACAAGUAUUAUUCAUGAAGAGUUUGAUCCAUCCUUUGGAGAAGAUUUAGGCCUUGGCAAUAGUCGUGUCUCUUCCACGCUGAGUGCAUAUUCCUCGUCGAAUAGAAAUUCAAAGACACUAUCACCUGAUUUUAUGAAUCUGAGUAAUGCUAGUAGCAAUGCUAGUAAUAUGAGUAAUGCUCGGUUUAAAUUCCCACCACCUGGUCCCCCGGUUGCUGGUUGGGUUAAUCAGUUUAUUUUACACAGUGCUGCUACACCAGAAAAUACCAUGCUGACUACUACGAUACCACCGCCUCCAUCGACACGAAGUGAAAGGCGAUUGUCUCAUUCACAACAACAACAGAAGACGUCUUCAUCGUUAAUCAAUAGCCCAGUGAAUAAUUCAUCAGUUACAGUGAUUGACAUCGCUGAUUUGUCAAUGAAGACUUCUACCGCUGCUGCUGCUGCUGCUCUUGUUGGUACAAUGAAGUCAACUCCAGGGAACAGGUGUAUUUCAUCCGUACCACCGUCACCACAACACAUUCCAUUCCAGUAUGUUCAUUCUUCGCGUUCACUUGGCUUAACUUCUUCAAGUAUUAUACCAAGAAGACAUGCAGCUAAGAAAUAUUCUUUCCAGGAAUCACCUAUUAUAAGUAAUGCGAAAAAUUCACUUGUGAAUAAUCCACCAAAGUCAGAUUUAUUAGUAAAAUCGAAUAAUUCUUCGAUUGUUCUGACUAAUACAGCCGUGAAUAAUGACAGCGGAUUGUUUAUGUUAUUCAGCGACAACACUACUACCAAUACUACUAAUAAUGCUACUAACAAUGACGCCAACAAUCCUACCACGAACAACAAUAACAAUAAUACUAAUACUGGCAAUGAAGAUGACGAAAUGCCUAGCCAAUGUCAACAGAGUCCCAUUAGUUAUACCGACGGGAACUAUUGCGACAGUGGUUACCAUGAUUCAGUGAUUAUCGCUGAACAAUCUUUACUAUCCUCUCUGUCUGCAGAGCAUUCGCUAGAUUUACAAUUAUCUCCAGUAUUACUCAUAUCAGAAAAUCAAUCAAAAAUCGAUUUAUUGAAUAAUAAUAAUAGUAACAAUAAUAAUAAUGAUGAUGAUCGUAAUAAUAUUACCCCUGAUGAUGACAUAAUCCCACUAUCUAAUAAUGAUACAGACAACAAAUUCAGAAAUCAAUUAACAGAGGACAGUACUCAUACAAAUACCGCCAGUUUGAGUAAAAGUCUUCAGUUCACCUAUUCAAAAUUAGAUACACCAAAACCUCUACCGAUUUCAUCACCAACUUCACCAUUGAUAUCGUCAGCAUCCUCCUUGUCGAAUAAUUCAACAAGUACAAUGGCAAGUUCAACAAAUAGUAAUACUGUAAUGCUACUUCGGGAUAAUGCCGCUGACUUGACAACUGCGCAUACAUUUUUAUUUCCUCCACACAUAUUCUCCUCUAUGUUACCCUGGGACGCACGUUCAAGUUGUCGUUCUCCAUUUGGGUUCUACUGGAGAGUCUGUCUGGCGGAUGUUGUCGCUCAACCAUAUACUCAGACUUUCAAUCGAAAAUUAUACAAUUCAAAUCUGUCUGCUGCUGCUGCAUUAAAUAUUCCCAAUCAUUGUCUAACCAAUCCCAGUCAACUUGGUUAUCGUUCACCCAGUGAUCCAGAUGUAUUUCUCACCUUCUGUGAAGAUUCAGUGAGAAAAUCAGCCGGUAUAAGACAACCAAUUAAUCAUCAUUUACAUCAUGGCGAGAAUCAGCCUUCAUCAUCGUCACCGCCGAUACCGAUGCCGCCGCCACUGCCAACAUCUAACAUCACUUCUACACGUGGUAAUUUUGCUGCACCUAACGGUAUGAUGAAGCUUAUGAUGAUGAGCACUUUAUCAGAUUCUUUCAAAUAUCAUCUUACCCGACAGAAAUCAGAAGGUCAACUGCUAACAGAUCGUCAUGACUCGUUCGAUGAAGUUCUAUGGGAUUUACAACCAACUCCUUUAUAUUGA
This is a messenger RNA of Trichobilharzia szidati, 3125 nucleotides long. NCBI's taxonomy places the organism in Eukaryota, Metazoa, Platyhelminthes, Trematoda, Strigeidida, Schistosomatidae. The record is from the annotation of a GenBank genome assembly.